Molecule: messenger RNA, 2625 nt
Organism: Cercospora beticola
Lineage: Eukaryota; Fungi; Ascomycota; Dothideomycetes; Mycosphaerellales; Mycosphaerellaceae
Product: WD40 repeat domain-containing protein
Cellular component (GO): mRNA cleavage and polyadenylation specificity factor complex
Molecular function (GO): protein binding
Source: RefSeq, a predicted model, not a curated record
CCGAAUCGUCAUCAUCCGAAUGGUCGCUUGAAAGCAUCGAUAUCGCGACAGCCCGGCGGCCACAAAUAACCCAGCUGUUUAGGACCUUCCAGCUGUUCGCAAUCGGGUUCGCGAGACGCGCCAGUCCGGCCACCAUCCACGGCUUCUGGACUCGACUGGUGAAGAUCCGAUCAGCUUCUCUCACCCCGCCGCCAUGGAUCGCGAAGCAGAACAUGGCGGCUUCGACCAGCCGCGACCGCGAGGUCGACCAAACAGACGAAACGCCACUGACAUUGGCAACACAUACGUACAUUUUAUGCACGACAGACGUUCGAAGGCCAGCAGCAUCAGAGGCUUUGAAGCAGAGCGACCCACGCUGAGUUAUGCGGCUUCCAUGGUGCCUCCAGCAGCGCGGAAAGGGAAAGCCGCAGACUCGCUGCCCGCGAAGCACCUACACACAUCCUUCAACAAACAUCGACAUCCUGUGAACGUGGUGAAAUGGACCCCAGACGGCCGAAGACUACUUACGGGCGCUACCAGCGGCGAAUUUACACUUUGGAACGGAACUGGCUUCAAUUUCGAGACUAUCAUGCAAGCACAUGAAGCUGCUGUUCGAUCUAUCGUCUAUUCGCAUAACGACGACUGGCUGAUCUCCGCGGACCAAGAAGGACUGAUCAAAUACUGGCAGCCGAAUUUCAACAAUGUCAAGGAGAUCCAGGCGCACGACAUGCCGGUACGAGACAUGGCAUUCGCGCCCCAAGACUCGAAGUUUGUGACUGCGUCGGAUGAUGCUAGCUUGAAAAUAUUUGACUUUGCCUCCGGCGAAGAGAUCUCAAAGCUCGACGGGCAUCAGUGGGACGUUAAGGCCGUCGACUGGCACCCCUCCAAAGGUUUACUUGUGUCUGGCUCGAAGGAUCAUAACUUGAAACUCUGGGAUCCGCGCUCUGGUCGGUGCUUGACCACACUCCAUGGUCACAAGAACACGGUGAACAUGACGAAGUUCGAGCCCAGCAGAGGCGCAUUGCUUGCGUCCUGUGCUCGUGACCAGACAGUGAGAAUAUUCGACAUCCACAUGAUGCGGGAUGUCUUUCUGCUUAAGGGCAACGAAAAGGAAAUCAACUCAAUCGUAUGGCAUCCAAUCCACUCUUCCAUGCUCAGCACUGGAGCUGCCGACGGUGCCGUUUUUCAUUAUUUGCUGGACGAGCAGAACCCUCCGCCGGGCACAGCGAUAACAAGAUCACCCUACGAUGCGCCAAAUCCCGCGGAUGCACCCGCACAGACGCUGUAUCCAUCUCAUAGGGUGACUUAUGCGCAUGAAUUCAAUGUAUGGAGUAUGGACUGGCACCCAAUGGGUCACAUCCUAGCCACUGGCUCGAACGACAGGGCUACACGUUUCUGGACGCGCCCGCGACCCGGCGAGGGCAGCUUUCUUAAUGACAAAUGGCACAUUGGCCAAACAGCUGCCGAAGAAAAGGGAACAUGGAAGCGAAACGAGCGCCAAAUGCGUGAGGAAGAAGAUGCUGAAGAGCAGGACGAAGCAGAUGGCCUCGAAGAUCAGAAAAUGCCUAGCAGAUCUGCUUUGCCUGGUCUCCCAGGUCUCGCCGGCUUGCCCGGACUCGGUUCCGCCAUGCCUUCACCAGAUAAUGGAAUGCUCGGCGCCGCCCCCUCCAACUUUCCAAUGCCAGAUCCCGCGACUGCUGGCAUGCCUUUUGCCCCUCCGCCGCCCGGGAGCUUACCACCAGGCAUGGACAUGGCCGCUUUCCAGCAAGCUCUUAGUCAAGGACAGAUCCCGCCUGGUUUCCCACCUCUUCCGCCUAACGGGCAGAUGCCGCCGGGGUUUGCGCCUCCUACGGGUAUGCCUGGCAUGCCUCCCGGCUUUCCGCCUCCAGCGAACGGCUUCCCAGGCAUGCCGGUGCCAUCUGGCUCACCUCCAAACGCAAGUGGCGGUGCCGGCAGUGGCUCUGGUAUUAGAAGACGAGCGCCCCUACCGGACCAGGCGGAUGCUUUGAAGCAAGAGAUGGCGCAAGGGCGGUAUCUCAAGCCACGAUAGAUGAGACGAAAUGCGAUCAAUGCUGACGAAAACGUCGGUGCGGACCUGACACCGACAAUUGAACAAGGAACAUGACUCUGAACAUGGCACGUGGGAAAGAGACUAUCAAGGAACUUUGUCACUCGGUCCGACUUGCCUCCAUGAAGGCAUGACUCUGCUGUCUGCAGAUACGACAAUGAAGCUUCUGCGUGUAUGGUAAGUUGAAAACCUUGGAUGGGAUUCGGUGCCGGAGCAGGGUCCUGAAACUUCGAGCUUGGUCACCACUAAGCAGUCACUUACUGUUUCGUUGACGACCUCGCUUGCUGUGCUUGGGGCUAUAUCGCUGACCAAGUAUGCGCGUUGGGACGAGACGCCCUUCAAGAUUCGUCAUGUGGCAGAACGUGGCUUGACAUGCACGAUAUGUUGCGGCCAACGGUGCGUGUAUGCGCGUAUCGAGCUAUUUCUGCAAGUUGAGCUCGUUUCGAAGCAGUGCGUGCUUCAUUCAAUGCACUAGCCUGUUGAACAAAGCAAUACGAAAACAAGAAUGCCACUAUAGUGCGAUGAGAAAUCCAAAGCACCGCAUUCACAAAGCAAUCCAUGAUCAUUCAUCACCGUCC